CAUCACUGGCCCGCCGGAAAGCAAUAUUUCUCCUCCUCUUUCCCAAAGCUCAGUGCAAACGAGCCUGGCGGCCGCCAAUACACAACACCAACCCGCCGGAUGGCUUGUGAAGCCUUAUUACAGGAGAUUGCAACCAACACAGCAAUUGGCAAGUGUUUCUUACAGUCAUAAUUAUAGUCAAUAUAGGGCGGCACAGAGUUAAAUUUUUAAACUUUUUUAAUGGUGGUGUGCCUCGUGAUUUUUUUCACGGAACAAGUGUGCCGUGGCCCAAAAAAGGUUGAGAAACACUGCUUUAGUUGAAUGUGCAAUCUUACUCAGAUUUACGUGCUUGGCAAACCAAAUUUUAAAAAAAGUUAGAAAGGGGGCAGCUGUCCAAGGGGAGAAAAAACUUUGGCAAUCCCAUCUGUCAUUGCACCAAAUAGCUAUUGACUAUGUGCAAUUUUGACUUUAGGCGGCAUUUCCAGAUCAUAACCCCCCCCCCCCCCAUGCAUGUGCCAAAUGUGAAGGCUUACUAUACUGUAUAUGUUUUGCUACUCUUCCCAUAUGUCAUUCUAUUGCUGUGUUGCCUGUUAACUCACCAUGUGAUUGUGCCCUUGUAUACCUAUGACCGUGCAGAUCGCAGCUGUUGUUUUGCUCAUCGCCUUUUGCUAUCCUGAUUGUGAGUGUGGUUGGGCAGUGCAUGUUAAUGGGCCACUAAUCAGCAUUAAGUGACUCCAUUGAAAAUACAUUAGUUGCAGGAGGUAGUAGUGUGCAUAUUUUCUAUCUAGCUCCAUGUGACUAGCAUGUAACUUGCAAAUCAUUUUUGUAACACUAGCAGAAGAUACCAAGCUAGUGUUGGAGAAUCUCUUGCAGCUGUUCUGGGCAAAAUUUCAAGAGUGCCCAGGGUGGAGAUGCUGCGUUUGGACGCAGAGCUUGCAAAGAUAACAGUGUCAGUUUUCUUCCUAUCCCCCAGUUUUGGUAUUUUACCACUCUCACCAUCUUAAAAUGAAAAGUAGGAUUCAUUGCUUCCAGGACAUACGGUAGAAAUGCAAAACGGUCCAUGUGGGUCAAGAGCACUUCUAGGCUGUUUUGGAUAAAUUGCCUGUACAGCAGGUGAAACCCAAUCACAGCGAUUGGAAGCUUCACAGGAGAAACACCUUGCAAGCUAACAUGUAGGACUUAUGAGCCAGAUUUCCUAGUAUCAUCAUCACUAUUUGUAUGCCACCUUUUGAACAAUUUCAUAGUAACAGGAAUAAUAAAACAAUAACAUAAUAUCAAAUGUAUCAACAGUAAGGUGUUCUAGAAAGGGGCAGCAAAAUAUAAGAUUGCCCUCCCAACCUGCCGUUGGGGUAACUCAGAAAAGUUGGUUGCAAUAAUCAAUACAGGGGUUAAUCAAGGAUGGGGUUAGGGAAUAAUCAUAGGAUACAUUUGGGGAGAAAGCAGGAACUUUUGGAGGAAAGGCAAUAAGCAGCAGAUCAAACAGUGGACGUGGCUUUCAGCUGUACAAAAUUCUUUUUAUGUAGCUCUUAUGCGUAGUUUGUUGGACUAGCCAAAUUUGGUAUGAUGCCAAAUUACAGAGAGUGAUGGAAUCUUUCCAGCUUAAGGGAGAAAGCCUUGACAUAGAGCACUAUUCCUACUUGCCUGUUGACGUGGAAAUCUUUUAUGAGCUGGGAGUAGUUGGACAUUGCAGCUUUAGAUUGCAGAUUGUUCCCAGGGAUGUUAAUCCAAAAAUGCUAGUAGUUCUCCAUUCACUUCCUGUCUUCACCUCCCUCCUGGAUGCUGUGUCCUAUCUUGGUAGUGGGAUUUCUCCCACAUUUGAUAAUACUCUGUGUCUUUUUGAGACAGCAUGUCUAGCUGUUGAAAGCUUUCCUUUUGGUGCCGGGACAAGGAAAUUUGGUUCACGGUGCAUUUCUUUACCUUUCCCAGAAGAACAUUCAGGACCCAAACCGCAAAAUGGUGUUACCCCUUAUAACAGCCUUCCUCAGCCUGGUUCCCUCCAGAGGUUUGGAGGUUGGGCUCCCAUUAUCCUUGACAAUUGAGCAUGAUGACUGAGGGUGAUUGGAGUUGCUGUCUUAAGCAUCUGGAGAGCAACAGAAAGGAGAAGACGAAUAUGCCACCAUUGAUGCUAUUGUGGUCUCAGUUGGAGUAGAUGAAGAGAUUGUCUAUGCCAAGUCCACUGCCUUGCAGACAUGGCUGUUUGGCUACGAACUCACCGACACAAUCAUGGUUUUCUGCGAGGACAAGAUCCUCUUCAUGGCCAGCAAGAAGAAAGUGGAGUUUCUCAAGCAGAUUGCAAACAGCAAGAGCAAUGAAAGCACCAACGGAGUGCCGGCUAUCACAUUGCUUGUACGGGAGAAGAAUGAAAGCAACAAGGGGAACUUUGACAAGAUGAUAGAAGCCCUAAAGGGCAGCAAGAAUGGCAAACGCAUUGGGAUCUUUAGCAAGGACAAGUUCCCUGGGGACUUCAUGAACAGCUGGAAUGAUGCUCUCAGCAAGGAAGGCUUUGAGAAGGUGGACAUCAGUGCGGUGGUGGCCUACACGAUUGCUGUCAAAGAGGAUGGGGAGCUCGCCUUGAUGCGCAAAGCAGCCGCCAUCACUUCAGAGGUCUUCACCAAGUUCUUGAAGGAGCGUGUCAUGGAGAUAGUAGAUGCUGAUGAGAAAGUGCGGCACAGCAAGUUGGCAGAGUCUGUAGAGAAGGCCAUUGAGGAGAAAAAAUACCUGUCUGGAGCUGAUCCCUCCACUGUGGAAAUGUGCUACCCUCCCAUCAUCCAGAGUGGAGGAAAUUACAACCUCAAGUUUAGCGUUGUCAGUGAGAAGGGCUACAUGCAUUUUGGUACCGUCACUUGUGCCAUGGGCAUCCGCUACAAAUCCUACUGCUCCAACCUGGUGCGCACGCUCAUGGUGGACCCACCCCAGGACACUCAGGACAACUACACCUUCCUGCUGCAGUUGCAGGAGGAGAUGCUCAAAGAACUGCGGCAUGGUGUAAAGCUGUGUGAGGUCUACGCUGCUGUCAUGGAUAUGGUGAAGAAGCAAAAGCCGGAGCUCAUGAGCAAAAUCACCAAGAACUUGGGGUUUGCCAUGGGCAUCGAGUUCAGAGAGAGUUCACUCGUGAUCAAUAGCAAAAACCAGUAUCGGCUCAAAAAAGGAAUGGUUUUCAGCCUCAACGUAGGGUUCUCAGACCUCACCAACAAAGAAGGAAAGAAGCCAGAGGAGAAAACGUACGCAUUGUUCAUCGGGGACACGGUGUUGGUGGAAGAGGAUGGUCCAGCUACUCUCCUGACUUCUGUCAAGAAGAAGGUCAAGAAUGUCAGUAUUUUGCUAAAGAAAGAGGAUGAAGAGGAGGAGGAAGAAGAAGACGAUACGGAGGGAAUACUGCUUGGCCGUGGUUCCAGGGCAGCACUGCUGCCAGAAAGAACUCGGAAUGAACUGACAGCUGAGGAGAAGCGUCGGGCGCACCAGAAGGAGCUGGCUGCCCAGCUAAAUGAAGAAGCCCGGAGGAGGCUGACAGAACAAAAGGGGGAGCAGCAGAUCCAGAAGGCUCGUAAGUCAAAUGUCUCCUACAAAAACCCGUCUCUGAUGCCAAAGGAGCCUCACAUCCGGGAGAUGAAGAUCUACAUUGACAAGAAGUACGAGACUGUCAUCAUGCCUGUCUUUGGCAUCGCCACCCCUUUCCACAUUGCCACCAUCAAGAACAUCAGUAUGUCAGUGGAGGGCGACUACACCUACCUGAGAAUCAACUUCUAUUGCCCGGGCAGUGCUUUGGGUCGCAACGAAGGCAACAUCUUCCCCAACCCGGAAGCCACCUUUGUGAAAGAAAUAACAUAUCGGGCAUCCAAUAUAAAAACACCCGGGGAGCAGAUGGUGCCAGCUCUCAACCUCCAGAAUGCCUUCCGCAUCAUCAAGGAGGUGCAGAAGCGCUACAAAACCCGUGAGGCUGAGGAGAAGGAGAAGGAGGGAAUUGUCAAGCAAGACUCUCUAGUGAUCAACCUAAACCGCAGCAAUCCCAAGCUGAAGGACCUUUACAUCCGCCCCAACAUCGCCCAGAAAAGAAUGCAGGGGUCUCUGGAGGCCCACGUAAAUGGUUUCCGCUUCACCUCGGUGCGUGGGGACAAAGUGGACAUUCUGUACAACAACAUCAAGCAUGCCGUGUUUCAGCCCUGCGAUGGGGAGAUGAUCAUUGUGCUACACUUUCACCUCAAGAACGCCAUCAUGUUUGGCAAGAAGCGCCACACCGAUGUGCAGUUUUAUACGGAGGUGGGCGAAAUCACCACCGACCUGGGCAAGCACCAGCACAUGCACGACCGCGACGACCUCUACGCUGAGCAGAUGGAGCGUGAGAUGAGGCACAAGCUGAAAACGGCAUUCAAGAAUUUCAUUGAGAAGGUGGAGUCUCUGACCAAGGAGGAACUGGAAUUCGAGGUGCCCUUCCGGGAGCUGGGAUUCAACGGCGCCCCCUACAGAAGCACCUGCCUGCUCCAGCCAACCAGCAGCGCCCUGGUGAAUUGCACUGAGUGGCCUCCAUUUGUGGUGACACUGGAUGAGGUGGAGCUGAUACAUUUUGAACGUGUGCAGUUCCACCUGAAGAACUUCGACAUGGUCAUCGUCUACAAAGACUACAGCAAAAAAGUCACAAUGAUCAACGCCAUUCCUGUGGCUUCACUCGACCCCAUCAAGGAGUGGCUCAACUCUUGUGACAUUAAGUACACAGAAGGAGUACAAUCCCUUAACUGGACCAAAAUCAUGAAAACUAUUGUGGACGACCCAGAAGGCUUCUUUGAGCAAGGGGGCUGGUCAUUCCUCGAGCCUGAAGGAGAGGGAAGUGAUGCCGAGGCUGGGGAGUCAGAAUCCGAGAUUGAGGACGAGACCUUCAACCCUUCCGAGGAAGAGUAUGAAGAUGAGGAGGAGGACAGCGACGAGGACUAUUCUUCUGAGGCAGAGGACUCUGCAGAUUACUCCAAGGAGUCCAUGGGCAGCGAGGAGGAGAGCGGCAAAGAUUGGGACGAGCUGGAGGAAGAAGCGCGGAAAGCUGACCGCGAGAGCCGAUACGAGGAGGAAGAGGAGCGUAGCCGCACCAUCAGCCGGAAGAGGAAGGUCCCGUCAUCGUCGUCCCAGAGUUCGAGGCACCACCGCAGCUCCCACAGUCGCAGCCCCGGCCGAAGCUCGGGCCCCUCCAAGAAGAAGAGGAAGUAAACCGCGAGCCCUUCCCACCCGCCAAUCUUUAGGGGGUUCAGGCUUUCAAGGCCUCAUCCAGCAGCCAACGUUUAGGGCAUGGGGGCAGCCAGCCAGCCCCUCCCCACAAACUUCUCCCCUCUUUCCCUCACGCACCCUCACCUUUCCCCCCCCCUGUUUCUCUGGGGAGUAUUUUGCUUUUGUUCCUUGAGUCUCCUUUUUUCUUCUCUCUGACCAUUUGUACGGACCAAUCAGCUGGGAGAGAAUGCCAGGCCCUGCAGUUACGUCAACCACGGACGCAAACUCUGCCAAGGAAGAAAGGCAGGGGAGAGGCUCAGGAAUCUGGUGUCCGUGAUCUGCUGUUCCCACCUACCCUUUUCUGUCACCUGCCCCUUGGCCUCUCCAUUCCCACUUACAUCUCUUCCCCGACUCUCGGUGUCUUUGUUCUCGGACGGAUUGGGGGCAGGGAGGCGCAGGUUGCCCUGAGAUCUACUCCAGAACCAGAGCAUGUACUUCAGCAAAAUGAACUCUGCAACUUUUCGUGGUAUUUUGUGCUGGGGCAAGGGGGGGAGGGUGGUUGCGUUCCACGUUUUUGAAGCAGGACCCCCACCCCACCCCGGGUUGUAGAGGAAUCCCACUUUGGAACAGUGACAGAGAAGAGGGCAAGAGUUUUUGAACAGGUGGGAGACCAGGGGGACGCAACUGAAUGAAAAGGGUUCCUGCUUUCUCUUCUCUUUUUUUUUUUAAAAAAAAGACAAAAAACGUCAGGCACUGUCUGUAUUUAUCUGUUUCCUUGGCUGCAGAGUCUGGUCUCCAGUGAGCAAGUGUUUUAGGGACAAAGGGUAGGGGGUUGAAUGCUUUGUCUGCCCUCUGCCUCCCUUCUCUCCUGUGGGGAAGGGGGGGAGUCAGUGAUCCACCCAUGGGAGGGCAGGGAAAGGCUUUUUCAAAACUCCUUUCUCCCCGCCCCCCCUCCAUCCUGUAGCAGUUAGCACUCUUGGUAUUUUUGACUUUGGAAAAAAACCUGAUCAAUAAAAAUGUUUUUUU
Zootoca vivipara (common lizard) is the source of this 6195-nucleotide messenger RNA. NCBI's taxonomy places the organism in Eukaryota, Metazoa, Chordata, Lepidosauria, Squamata, Lacertidae. The record is from RefSeq and is a predicted model, not a curated record.